UGGAGGAGAUUGAAAUUCACGCACUCUCCUAUAACAGAAGACUACCUCUCUCGCCCUACUCUUCUGAAGGAUCCUUUCCCUCUGUAAUCUCUUCUCUUCGAGCAUAUCAAGAUUUGUUGCAAUACCAGACUUCUCUCUCUGAUCUCAACAUUGCUUCUCAAGAGUUCAAGAUUAAGAAGUAAAGAGCUUCGUUCCCAUCUAGAACCUCAUCUCUGUUGCCAAACACAUGUCCCUCCUCUCAGACGCAUCCAUGGCCUCCGACGGUUCUGUUGACGGCGAACUCCCUCCUCCAUAUGAGAGCGACAGCAGCAUUUACCCUUCGACCCUCUCCAGCUCCCCACCUCCCUAUGAGUCUGUCGUUGGAGCAGAAAGGGACAGCGACGAUGAAAGCGACAGUCGAACUGAAGUCAUUUGGAUCGGUUACUCCAUUCGUGGCUUGCACCUCAACCCAGACGCUAUCCAGCCUGCGUCCGACUCUGAGCCUGAGUGUGGACAUAUCGAAGACAUCAUGGUCUACCAGCCUCCUCCUUACCCUGCUGAUGGCCACACCGGUUACAGCGAGCCUAGCGAAACCGGUGAGGAAUCAGGUAAGCACAGAGCACCGAAUACCAAGUUCCUGCCCAUUUACUUUCGCGCUUUGUGUUUCUUGCUUUUCCUCCGACUCUUCUUCCUGCGUUUCUUGUUGGUCUGCACCUGCUCCUCCUCAGACGUAACACUGCAUGCAUCCAAUCCUCCCCUCGACGAAAAAUCCUGCCCAGCAUCAGCAAACGAUCCACUGGAACAAGCAAUAAGAGCUAAUGAGAAAACAUAUUCUCCAGAACCCACUUACCACGAUGCAACCGUCUCCCUGGCAUUCUCGUUCAGCUCUCCUGGCCCAGAACUCAGCCACGAAUCCCUCGGCUCUACCAGCAAUGCGAGAUCCAGAUACUCUCACCACUCUCCCGGCCCAGAAGAAGGUCCCUCUCACCGUUCCCCAGGCCAGAGCAGCAAUGACGUCCAGAGCACUGCCCACAACACCACAGGAAGCGACCCAGCCAACCAGCCCGGCCAAUACAGCCUCUACGACCUUGAGACCCGCAGCCAAUCCAGUAUGGACUGCAUUCGUUUCCACAUGAACGAUAUCCUUGAUCUGGAGUACGACGCCGAUGAGUCCAACUGCAUGACGGGCGACGAGCACGAGGUCAGCGACGAGGACAGCGGCAACAAGCGUGACCUCAAGGGACCCGCGCAGCGUGAGUAG
Molecule: messenger RNA, 1240 nt
Organism: Aspergillus ochraceoroseus IBT 24754
Lineage: Eukaryota; Fungi; Ascomycota; Eurotiomycetes; Eurotiales; Aspergillaceae
Exons: 1
Coding region: 227-1240 (337 amino acids)
Source: RefSeq, a predicted model, not a curated record